UUCAACUGGUAGCAUUUGUAUCUACUAUUUCUCGGAUCCAAAAUGUCUUUGAAGCCAAUCUCAAGCCCAGUGCCGGUGGUUUGGUACCCUACUUUGGCUGUUUUUAUGCUCGCGAUCGGGUUGAUUGUCACUGCUUCUUUCUUCAUAUAUGAAGCCACAUCUUCGAAGAGAAACCGCAGUCUCGCUAAAGAGCUUACAACAGGAGCAGUAGCGUCAGUCUUCCUGGGAUUUGGAUCCUUGUUCUUGCUUCUUGCUUCUGGUGUCUAUGUUUGAUUCUGCACCUGACCAUGCAUUUUCCUUUCCCCAAACUAUUGAGAUGAUUCAUACAUGAUGGAUAGUUUUGCUUAAGUGAUAUAGCUUUCUUU
Daucus carota subsp. sativus is the source of this 365-nucleotide messenger RNA. RefSeq lists its product as uncharacterized. Gene Ontology annotation, biological process: protein N-linked glycosylation. NCBI's taxonomy places the organism in Eukaryota, Viridiplantae, Streptophyta, Magnoliopsida, Apiales, Apiaceae. Gene Ontology annotation, cellular component: membrane-bounded organelle. The transcript has 4 exons. Bases 43 to 273 code for a protein of 76 amino acids. The record is from RefSeq and is a predicted model, not a curated record.